Molecule: messenger RNA, 3224 nt
Organism: Dendronephthya gigantea
Lineage: Eukaryota; Metazoa; Cnidaria; Anthozoa; Malacalcyonacea; Nephtheidae
Exons: 15
Coding region: 115-3045 (976 amino acids)
Source: RefSeq, a predicted model, not a curated record
CGUCGUUUGAAUGGUUCGUUCUUCGUUCGAUCGUUCGACCAUUCUAACUUGGCGGGAACGCGCGGGAAUCGUAAUAAACGAAAAUUAAAAAUUAAAACAAAGAGCUGCCGUAUUAUGAAACGAAAGUUGAAAGCUGUAAAAUGUCUUAAAGGAACACCUCCAAUUACGAAGUUCUUUAAGCAAACUUCUGAUAUUAAAGCAAAGCCAUUAGCCGCUGUCGUCGCCAUUGAAAAUAUAUCACCCACAAAGCUUCCGAUCACAGUUCAACAACUGGAAAACAACAAUAUCACGCGUAUCACCACCAACAAGGAUCUUAGGGGACCGAAAGUUGUAAACGGUUUCAAGCAGAAGUUUGAAGUAAGAGGAUUAAUAAAUUCCUCGGAUAUAAGGACCCCAGGCCUAGAGAAAAGGGCAAAGAAAUGUUUAAUUGAGCAACCUGAAUUUAAAAAUCACACGAAAGGAAAAACCGAUUGCAAAUCUAGUGAAAAGAAUUGUACCUCUUUUAGCUCUGGUGUUUCAACUAGACGUGAAAACGAAGCUGGAGUAAAUAUUCAAAAUGAUUGUUUAAACAAUUUUAGCAGUGGUGCAAAGGUUUCAAAGACACUGAAACCUGAAAAUGAGUCACGACUAGCCGCAGAAAAGGAGGUAGAUUUUUUGAGGGGUAAAGAGACAAAUUUACCUCUACACACUUCCACUGAAAGUUCUCAUUUACGUUCUAUGAAAAUACCUGAUCACAAGUGCCCAAGUGCAGUGAAACUGAUUUCACCUCAAACAGAUGACAAAGACAUCAGUGAUGUUUGCGAUGUUGAAAUAAAGUUACCUGUUAAAGAGAACUUUGCUGUAGAAAAUUGCUCUUUUCCAUCUGAAAACGGCAGUACCGGUACUGUGUGUAGUGAAACAGAAAAUUUGUUUUCUGAUAGCAAACACUGUUCAAUUGAUGCGCAUGAAGAAAAAGAGCCAUCAGAAAUGGAAGUAGAAUAUGGAACAAAUCAUGGCGAAGUUAUCAAAACAAGCGAUAGUUUAGAAGAUAAAGAGGAUGAUCUUGUUUCUAAAGACCUAAAAACGGAACUUAAAAAAACGUUAGAUAAUUCCGAAAAGAAAAAUACCUGUGAAGAAAAGUCGGCCGACGUGACAGCUCGUAUUGGUCAGGGGCGUCCAGCCAUCAGCAGUGCUAACAACAUUAAGAACGAGGACGAAACAGCUAAAUGUGAAUGUGUUACCGAUCAGUCAGAGUCUUCUGAUGAUGAACUAUUCAAUCCAGUUGGCUUCCUGUCUGACAACCGCGUUAUCCCUGAUGUAAGAACACCAGAGAAAUCUGUGACUCCCAUAGCAGGUAGUCCUCUAACUCCAAUCAGUCCUUUCGUUGCCCGAGCGAAGGAAACUGGUCCGGUGAAAUAUUCCCUUGAAAGAUUGUUAUCGGAAAAACCAAAGGAUAUUAAGAAGGACAAAGAACUGCAACGAUUGCAACUGGCCAUCCAACAGGCCAUAAAAAUUGGUAGAAACGUGGGCGAAGCUGAUGAAGAUGAAGAUGAGCAUGGAGAUGACGAGGAAACACUGUUGCCAAUCCAUAAGAAAGAACUUGAGAAAUACAAAUGUACCGAUAAAGGAUUUGCAGAGGAGAUGCAUGGAGUGAAUAUCUUUCCUGGGUUAAAACAACCAACAAAGCAUGUGAAUGGAUGUAGUGAACCACUUUCAUUGAAAGAGACCGUUGAUACCGACGAUUUCACCAGGUUCUUGUAUCAAAGAUCUGAUGAAGAGAUACGCGAACUGUUAUGUUCUGAUUGGAUCACUCACAGGUACCUGGUUCGUCCUUGCCCGUCGGCUGUCGUCCAGUGGCUGUUCCACAUAAUAUGCUAUCAUCUGCAUAAACACACGGUCAAAGCUGGUUACAAUGCAUUAUGGUCAAUGGUAAACGCUGAAGAUAGCAAGGAAAAGCCAAGACGUCUCUCGUGGAUACCCGAUAUUCAGGAUGCACUUAACGUGUUCAGCAAUUUUGGAACGAACAUCACCUUACUCUUGCCUACAGUUUGUAAAAGUAUAGAUAUUGGCGAAAAUCUCCUCAAACUGACCUGUGAAAACGACGCGUCUGCUGACAAAAGUGAUGAACAAGACAGCGCCUUUUUUCCACUUGCCAACUUUACUCGUUUAAUUCAGUUCAUGACAUUGUGUUUGGAUCGCUACCCGGAAAGAUACAACACCAAAGAUAUUGAAGAUUUUGUGCUGUUGUUGUAUUUUAUAUCGCUUGAUACACGCCUGACGAUUAUUGAUCAUGACAUUAAAACGUGUCUUAAAGCCUUGUAUAGUGCAGUAGACCAAAGACAUUGGAUUGACCAGGCAACCAGGUUAUCAUCUAUUCUCUGUCGUAUCGAGACUCAUCAUCGCAACAAACUACGUAUUGUCCAACUUCAGCCUUACUCAAAUAGAGGACAUGAUGUGAAAAGAUUGGCCGCACUUCAGAUCUUGGCUUCGCUUUCACACAACACUAUGACUGAUAUCAAUCCGUUCAUAAUAUCGGAUGACGAUUUGAAAAAUGAUCAGCAAAUAACCAAUACACAUCAGAUGUUUACAAAAGUUAAUGUAUUACUCCAAAAAGUAGAUGUGAAUGACGACACUGAUUAUUAUGAGCUUUACACAAUGAUCGAACUGCUCGAUGCUGUCGUUGGAGCAGAAAGCCUUGUACCCCAGGAAAAGGUUAUCGUUGAGAAGAUUAAAAUGAUGCUCACCUCACUUCACAGCCAUAUCAAAGAUCCAAGAGCGAUGUUCAUGAGUCGUUCUAAGGUCAAGGAUCUUAUACUACGAACCGUCACAAAAUUCGCGUAUAUGGUUCAAGGAAAGAAAGGAAUCCAAAAUCAGAAAACUAUUAUGAAAUUCUUCGUGGAAGGUAAAUCUGAACUUCGUAUUGAAACACUCGAAGAUUCCGAAGUCAUCGAAGAAGACGAUGAAGAACUUCAAUCUCAAGAGUCUCAGACAUCGUCAUUAAUUCUUGAUGCUCUGACGCAGACAAGUGAACAUUCACAUCAUGAAAGUCAAGAAUUUCCUCGAUAGUUUUCGUUCUGGCUAUGCAGUUCCUGCCUGAUUAUGAAGGCUUUUUCCAUGAGAAACAACAGCCUCGAGGAGCAUAAACGAUGCAAUAGUUAUCCGGGACCGCGCCAAAACGUUGGUGUGCUGAGAUGGCGACUCUUUAUUUUACGAAGUGUACUGAGAUGGCGACUCUUUAUUUUACA